ACCUCAAUGGACAAAGUGAUGGCAACAGUUUUUGCGUUCAAUCAUAAGUCGCUCGGUUUCUUUCAUAAGGUCGGUUUCACGAGCGAUCCGACAUGCCCGACUGCCGAGGAUCAACUGGACUAUUUGAUUCUAUCAAAGCCGUGUACUGUUGAUACUUUAUAA
Messenger RNA from Anisakis simplex (herring worm), 162 nucleotides. Lineage: Eukaryota; Metazoa; Nematoda; Chromadorea; Rhabditida; Anisakidae. The record is from the annotation of a GenBank genome assembly.